CCCUCAAUUGCGACGGCCGUCUCGGCAAACACCCCUGCAGACACAUACGAACCCCCUUCCCGGUCCCCGGCCCGCUUCUAUCUACCGACGAGAACGUUGCACAAGAACAACGCUGGUAGUACCGGUGUUCAACUCACUAACUACCACCCCCCAAAUCAACUUCCCCACCACCUCCUCCUCUACCUCCUCUACCUCCUCUACCUCCACCUUCUCCGCCUCCUCUUCCGGAACUCGUACUCACCUCCCUCCAAGACGACCGCCCCGCUCCCAUGGCGACCGAAAUUCCCGAACCCCACCAGCUGCAGAGCCUCCUGCAAACCGCGAUGCUUAAAUGCAGCGAGCGGUGUCUCUACCAAUCAGCAAAAUGGGCCGCCGAACUCCUCACAUCGAUGGACGUACCUCCUCCGUCCGCCGAGACCUCCGUCGCCCUCCCGCAGGCCUACCUCCACCCCAUGUCCGCAGACACCGCCGAACUCGCGCUCGAAACCGUCGAAUUCAACCAAUACCUCCUUGCCAAGUCGUACUUUGACGUGCACGAAUAUGACCGCGCGUCGUUCGUACUCCAGAAUUGCAAGUCGUCCAAGGCGCGGUUUUUACACCUAUACGCACGAUACAUAGCUGGCGAGAAGCGGCGGGAUGAGGAUUCGGAGAUGGUGCUGGGCCCGCUAGAUGGUGCCGAGACGAGGAAUAAGGAGGUUGCGGGGAUUCUCACUGCGCUGGAGGAAAUUUUCGCGGAGAAGGAUGGCGAUACGAUGUGGGGCGAGGAUGAUAGCUGGUUGUUGUUCUUGUAUGGCAUUGUAUUGCAGAAACAAAAGAAUGAGGAAGAGGCUAGAGGCGCACUGUUAAAGAGUGUCAAUCUAUAUCCGUACAAUUGGUCGGCCUGGCAGGAGUUGGGCGCAACGAUAGGGACUUUGACCGAUCUCAACACCAUCCUCCCGUCGCUCCCAGCGAACAUCAUGACCAAUCUCUUCGUCCUGUCCACCAACCAGGAGCUCUACCAGACCGCCGAUCCAAUCCACUCGCAGCUGUCCGAUCUCCUCAACCUCUUCCCCGGCUCAUCGUGGCUCAAAACGCAGCGCGCACUACUUUACUACCACGCACGCGAUUUUGAAGAAGCCGAGUCAAUCUUCGACAGCCUGAUCAAAAUCGAUCCGCACCGGAUCGACGCCCUCGACCAUUACUCCAAUAUCCUAUACGUGAUGGAGCGGCGCCCAAAACUCGGCUUCAUUGCCCAGCUCGCCAGCUCGACCGACAAAUUCCGCCCCGAAACCUGCUGCGUGAUCGGCAACUACUACUCACUAAAAUCUGAGCACGAAAAAGCCGUGAUGUACUUCCGGCGGGCGCUCACCCUCGACCGGACCUUCCUCUCCGCCUGGACCCUGAUGGGACACGAAUACGUAGAAAUGAAAAACACCCACGCAGCGAUCGAAGCGUACCGACGGGCAGUGGACGUGAACCGCCGCGACUACCGCGCCUGGUACGGGCUGGGGCUGUCCUACGAAGUCCUGGAAAUGCACUACUACGCCCUCUUCUACUUCCAGCGCGCAGCCGCCCUCCGCCCCUACGACUCGCAGAUGUGGCAGGCAAUGGGCCAGUGCUUCGACCGCAUGAACCGGCCGACAGAGGCUAUCAAGUCAUUCAAGCGGGCGCUCAUCUCGCUGUCGCCGUCGGCGGCCGGCGGCCACGACCCGCAGAUCCUGUACCUCAUCGCGACUAUGUACGAGAAGCUGCGCAACAGCAAGGAGGCCGCCAAGUGGAUGGAGGCGUGCAUGGCCGAGGAGGAGAACUCGGGCGUCACGGGCGUCACCGGACAGGCGAGGCUGUGGCUUGCUAGAUGGGCGUUCGUCAGCAGCGAGUGGAACCGCGCCAUGCAGCUUGCUGAGGAACUUGCACAGGACGGCCAGGAGGUCGAGGAGGCGAAGGCUCUGAUUAGAGAUCUGAGAGCUAGGGAGGCGAGGGAGGCGAGGUAGUGCGGUGUGCGGUGUGCGCUCGGUGUGUCUGCUGAAAAGGUACGGGUGUAGAUGGCGUUUGGGCUGGCAUCUUUUUUGUUUUUUCUUGCGUGUGCUUUGAGCGUGGAAAAUCUCGGGGUGGUUGUUACUAUGGGCUUAUACCAUGAGAGCGAGAGAGAAUUCAGACCGAGGCUAUCAUAGGUAGUAGGUAGGUCCCGUUUCUGGAAUUCGAUGAAUGAAUGC
This is a messenger RNA of Tricharina praecox, 2192 nucleotides long. RefSeq names its product anaphase promoting complex subunit 8. Gene Ontology annotation, biological process: cell division. Gene Ontology annotation, cellular component: anaphase-promoting complex. Gene Ontology annotation, molecular function: protein binding. The record is from RefSeq and is a predicted model, not a curated record. Lineage: Eukaryota; Fungi; Ascomycota; Pezizomycetes; Pezizales; Pyronemataceae. The coding region runs from base 270 to 1970 and encodes 566 amino acids. The transcript has 3 exons.